Messenger RNA from Seminavis robusta, 1110 nucleotides. The record is from the annotation of a GenBank genome assembly. Lineage: Eukaryota; Bacillariophyta; Bacillariophyceae; Naviculales; Naviculaceae.
UAAGGCUGCGAAGAAGGAUUGAACGAUGAAAUCUUCCGACCUUCUUUGAGAAGGAACAGACGGCACCACCACUCAAAGAUCCUUUCGUUUUCCGGUGCUGUUUGCACUCUCCUUUCCGUCAGUUUGUGUCGACCAUCCAUACAAUUUUCACAGCCUAGUAAUAAGCAAGCAACCAUGGCAUCUCUGGUGGCAAGAUCAUUCGCACGACGUCCCCUGGCAGCAGCAGCAGCCACACGGCUUGGUGUCAGUAGUCGACAAUUCGCGGCCUUUUCUCGCACCAUCCCUAUUUUUAACGAGGAUGAGUUGCCCUAUCACAUUGUGGUGGGAAUGCCGGCACUGAGUCCGACAAUGGAAGCGGGAUCGUUGGCGGAAUGGUAUGUCAAGGAAGGUGACUCGUUCAUUGCCGGAGAUUCCUUGGCCAAGAUUGAAACCGACAAGGCCAGCAUCGAUUUCGAGGCCCAAGAUGACGGAUACGUCGCCAAGCUCUUGGCCGAAGCCGGAGGAUCCGACGAAAUUACCGUUGGAGUGCCCAUUAUGGUUACGGUGGAGGAAGAAGAAGAUAUCACCGCCUUUGCCGACUACAAGGCACCGGCUGCUGCUCCUGCUCCGGCUGCUCCUGCCAAAGAAGAAGCAGUUGCCCCCCCUCCACCACCACCCGCUCCCAAGGUGGAGGCAGCCGUCGCUCCUGCCGCUGCCACGCCACCACCCCCCGCUCCAGCUGCAACACCACCACCACCCGCUCCAGCAGCAGAUGCUCCUGCCAGUGUGGCCGCCAUUGCCAAGGGAUGGGGACAAUUGGCCAAGGAUUCGCCUCUGGCCAAGACAUUGAGCAAACAACAAACCCAGUACAUUGAGAGUUACGGAACUACAGGACAGGUUCCAUUGUAGAGAAACAACAAACAAUUUUUCACGGUGUAGGAGGAUGAGAUGAUGUUAAUACGUUCAUGUGAUGAUGAUUCUAAAAGGAUAAUUAUGAAUGAGGAUACCCCGUUGUCAAUCAACACUCAAUCCUAAACUCGUCGGUUUUUAUACUUUCACUAGUUUCGUGGCAUCUCGCAAUGCAUAUUCUGGCUCUUUCUUAUCUUAUUGGAUGACAUAGUACGCUACGCU